Oncorhynchus gorbuscha (pink salmon) is the source of this 1320-nucleotide messenger RNA. RefSeq lists its product as uncharacterized. The record is from RefSeq and is a predicted model, not a curated record. Lineage: Eukaryota; Metazoa; Chordata; Actinopteri; Salmoniformes; Salmonidae. The coding region runs from base 169 to 831 and encodes 220 amino acids. The transcript is spliced from 9 exons.
GCUCCAGCCCUGUUUCCAUAGUAACAAAACUCUCGACACAGUCAGACGUUUGUUUUGUCACUCCCUGCAAGUUAGCUCGAAAUCCAUACUCGGGUUUUCUCCGCACUAUUUUUGCCGGUGUCCAGAUUUGCAAACGCAGUAUAGCUGGUAAUAAAGACAACAGUAGACAUGAACACUGACACAGAUCGCCGACAAAACGACAAUGGCGUUGGCAAUGGUGAUGGUGAUGAUGAUUCAACAAAAGCUGCCCCGACUUCCCAGAUUCCUGGGCUGUCUGACGAUGCUAACAAUGGUCCUGAGGAGAGGACUAAAGGACGCCGUACUGGAGUUAAUGAGUCCGAUUCUGCUUAUACUAAACUGGCUAAACAAGGAGGACAGAGGGGUAAAAACGGUUUAUUGUGGCAUGAGGAGACCAAUUUGGACACCAAACCUAAUUCUGCAUCAUCUUACAAAGCUCCAAACUGGUUCUCUGGAUCUCCAAAAGCUCAAGAGCAAGCAAGCCCAACCGAGAGCUUUCAAAACUACAUGUCAACUAAUGCUCCCUUUGGGAGUGAUAAUAAGUCAACUUGGGAAAGGGACUUUGAUGACAAAGAGAAGAUCUCUCCCAACAGCCAGAUGGAGAACUUGUCCUUAGCAUCGGGAAAGAAUGAAGAUGCAGCAGGCAAUUUCAAGAAAACCCCAGCAGCCCCGCUACCAAUUGAUGGGGCUGAAGAAAUAUCUCAGAAAUCUCAGAAUUCGACCCCUGUCAACAUGUCUACGCUCUUGAGCUUUGGCUAUUUAGAGGACCAGAAAGGGGCACCAAAUACGCAUUCAUCAAGUUCCAAGGAGUAGAAAGGAGCAAAGGCAGUGACGCACGACUGACUCCUCAAUGUUCUCCUCCACAACGUUCCUUCACCAGGUUUUGCCUGUUCACAACCGCUCAUAGAUCGAUUAAAAGCAGUUUGUUUAGGUUCAAGUCAGAGUUAAGGCACUCUUGUCAUGCUACAUGUUUAUGCUUGUCCCUAGACGUAUACACAACUGCAAAACUUGAUUCUGUUAGAUUGCGCUCACAGACCCACUCUGUUCUGUGCCUGAAGUUGCUAAUGAACUGCAUUUUCACUGUAACACUAACAGCUAAUGUACUAGCCUGAGCUAUGCUCUUGUUCGUCUGUUGUAGUUUGGGGAAUGAUGGUUUACUUUUAAAAGGUGUCUAUGGCUUAGAAGGGCUCCUCUAAAAAUGCCUGCUGUUUUGAAGUGUUAUGUCUUUUUUUGUGUGUGUGUGCCUCGUUAUGGUUGCUAUAAAGAUUUGUUUUAAAGAAAAUAAAUGUGUGGUGCAUGGAA